Microthlaspi erraticum is the source of this 1017-nucleotide messenger RNA. NCBI's taxonomy places the organism in Eukaryota, Viridiplantae, Streptophyta, Magnoliopsida, Brassicales, Brassicaceae. The record is from the annotation of a GenBank genome assembly.
AUGGCGGCAACUAUGCCUAGGUCGUUUUUGCAGGCGAUUGCGAAGGAUGAGGCGGUGGCUCCUCCGCUCAGAGUUGUUCAGAUCGAAGGAUUGGCUGUGCUAAAGAUAAUCAAACAUUGCAAGGAGUUUGCACCGACCCUUGUCACAGGACAGCUUCUUGGACUUGAUGUUGGUAGCGUCCUUGAAGUUACUAAUUGCUUCCCUUUCCCUGUCAGAGAUGACGAUGAAGAGAUUGAAGCUGAAGGUGCCAAUUACCAGCUUGAAAUGAUGAGGUGUCUGAGGGAGGUUAAUGUUGACAACAACACUGUUGGAUGGUAUCAAUCCACAGUUCUUGGGUCCUAUCAGACUGUAGAACUGAUUGAGACCUUCAUGAAUUACCAGGAGAAUAUCAAGAGGUGUGUGUGCAUCAUUUACGAUCCCUCCAAGGCUGACCUCGGCGUCCUAGCUUUGAAGGCUUUGAAGCUUUCGGAUUCCUUUAUGGAGUUGUACCGUGGCGGAAACUUUACAGGCGAGAAGUUGAGAGAGAAAAACUUCUCCUGGAUGGAUAUUUUUGAGGAAAUACCUAUCAAGGUUUCAAACUCUGCGCUUGUCAGUGCCUUCAUGACCGAACUUGAGACUGAUACACCAGUUUCACAGGGUGACUAUGAUCGUCUGCACUCAUCAACCACUCCUUUCCUUGAGAACAAUAUGGAGUUUUUGAUUAAAUGCAUGGAUGAUUUAUCCAUGGAACAGCAAAAGUUCCAAUAUUACUACAGGAACCUUUCUCGUCAGCAAGCGCAACAGCAAGCCUGGCUCCAGAAGAGAAGGUCGGAGAACAUGUCUCGUAAAUCAGCUGGAGAAGAGCCUUUGCCCGAGGAAGAUCCUUCAAACCCGAUCUUUAAGCCGAUCCCUGAGCCAUCAAGGCUAGAGAGUUUCCUCAUCACAAACCAGGUCUCAAACUUCUGUGGCCAAAUCAAUGGUGUUGCUGGCCAGAACUUCAGCAGACUCUACCUGACCAAGGCACUGCACGAGAACUGA